Oreochromis niloticus (Nile tilapia) is the source of this 3500-nucleotide messenger RNA. RefSeq lists its product as uncharacterized. Gene Ontology annotation, biological process: proteolysis; DNA integration. The record is from RefSeq and is a predicted model, not a curated record. Gene Ontology annotation, molecular function: cysteine-type peptidase activity; nucleic acid binding. NCBI's taxonomy places the organism in Eukaryota, Metazoa, Chordata, Actinopteri, Cichliformes, Cichlidae. The transcript has 15 exons. Bases 877 to 2970 code for a protein of 697 amino acids.
CUGUUGUUUUGCUUAGAGCUCAAUUGGUAGGCCUAAAGUGCUUCAAUUAGCAGAGUGCAAGCAAAGCGUUACAGAGUCAUGGACCCCACUCUUUAUGCCGAUAUUCUCUCGUUUAAAACCAAUGGAACCUUGCCCAGUGGGUUUUCCACCACACAAAAGUCUAAUUUUCGUCGAAAGGCAAAGAACUUUGAGGUUCAAGGUGAGUUUGUCGAAUGUUUUAUGUAAUUUUCAACCUUCCACUGUUUGCCAAAUUUGAGUUUAAUUAACAGCUGCGCACAACAGCGAACAAAAGUAGGGCAUCCUAGUUACGUCUCUUGAGGAAUACAUAAUAUUUCUCCUAAAACAUGUGUGUGUUCUAAUUCCCAAGUGACCAACAUCAUCGCUAUCACCGCCAUUACUAGGUGUGACGGUGUUGUAACUAGUACUGGCUAGCGUUAGAAGUUCGUAGUGUUUACAACUUAAUUCUGUUUGAAAAAUUAAAAUGGGGAUUUUGUUUAUGACACCAACAACAUAUUAUUGCUGUCUUGUAAUUUUUCUAAAAUGAAAAACAUAAUUUGACAAAAGGGGAAAAUUUAGAAAAAAAAAAGGAAUUUAUAUCGUGAGGUCACGUGUUCUGUUCGCGUGUUGUUGUUGUUUUAAUUUUGCUGUGCUAAUACUAUCCGUGUCAAUAAUACAUCUGUCGCUGUCCCUUAAUGAGAUGGCGAGUUGUACUACAUAAGGUACAAAGGCACAAAUCAAUGCAUUAAGGCAAAAGUGCUGUGUGGGCCCAACAAAGCCAAUGAAGUUUUUCUAGACUUUCAUGCCAGCAGUGGUGGUUCACACUGUGGCCAGAAAAAAACAAGAGAGGCAAUCUCAAAAAGAUUUUAUUGGCCUGGAAUGUCAGAGGACAUUAAUUUAUGGGUGACUCAGUGUGUGGCAUGCCAGGCCAGCAGUGUCAUCAUUAAAAAGGAGGUGGAGUACACACCGAUACAGGUCAACCAGCCAUUUGAGCUUAUUGGAAUGGAUUUAAUUGGUCCACUAAAAAUCACUUCUAAUAACAACCAGUACAUAUGUGUACUUAUUGACUACGUCACAAAAUGGCCCCAGGCAUAUCCGUUGAAGUCAAAAAGCGCUGAAGAGGUCUCAAAAUGUAUUCUUAAGUUUUUUUACCAGUUUGAAGCACCGAAGCGCAUUUUAACGGACCAGGGGAAGGAGUUUGUGAAUGAAAUCAACCGAAAUGUUUGCAAAAUCCUAAACAUUCAAAGGAGUCUCUGUGCCCCAUACCACCCACAGACAAAUGGGUUGGUAGAAAGGAUGAAUGGGACCAUACAGAGAGCACUUUCCAAGUUGGUAAAUGAAAAGCCAGAGGAAUGGGACAAACAUUUGGAUCCUGUCAUGUUUGGCCUGAGAACCAAGUGCCAUAUGACCACUAAGUACUCACCCUUUUUUUUAAUGUUUGGUAGAGAGGCGAGGUACCCUACGCAAAUCCCAGAUGAAUACAGAGUGGACAGCAGUGUGGAGGACAUUUUGUCUGUUGAAGAGGCAACAGAAGAAAUUCUUAAGCUGGAUGAAGUCCUUCAGGCUGCAAUUUCCAAUACCAAAAAAACACAGUCAAAAUAUCAAAACAAAAAUAAAGGCAGACCUAGUCCGAGUUUCACAGUCGGGAUGAAAGUGUGGAGGAUGAACACGAGGAGCCAGCAGAGGAAAGGGGGCAAGUUAGAUCGCAAUUACCUCGGCCCCUACACAAUUGCUGCAAUAUCAGGGAAAAGUGUGGAUCUUUUGGACAGCAAAGGUGUGACAAUACCAAAAAUUAACAUUGAUCAUUUAAUGGUGUUCACAGAGGAACAGCCAAGAAUUCCACAUAAGUUGUCUAAUGCUUCUUCUUCUGAGCCAUCCACCACUACCACAUCCACAGUCGGGCCCCCAACCACCACGUCAGCCUCUGCACCAUCCACCACCACGUCAGCCUCUGCUCCAUCCACCACCACGUCAGCCUCUGCACCAUCCACCACCACGUCAGCCUCUGCUCCAUCCACCACCACGUCAGCCUCUGCACCAUCCACCACCACGUCAGCCUCUGCUCCAUCCACCACCACGUCAGCCUCUGCACCAUCCACCACCACGUCAGACACCAAUGCAUUGUCCAGUGCCGCUAUGGGCAUGAUGCAUGCCUCCACUGCCUCUGUAAAAUCUACAGUAGACCCCUCGAUCAUCAAGAAUGUGACAGAUGCGUGGGAGGGAAAUAAGACGUAUGUCCUCCUGUCAAAAAUCGGACCAUACAAGAUAUUUUUUGAUGACAUUUACAAUACAGCUCCCCAAAGGGAACUAGAAAGUGAGGUUAUUAAUGCUUAUCUGACUGUCUUGGUAAACAAAUUCAACCAAGACAGUGCUGAAAAAGCAUUUGUGGUUGACACCUAUGAAAUGACACGUGUAUGGAAGCGGAAUAAGCCGAAAAUUAAGAUUGACCCAGUCUUCUACAAGUAUAUUUUGGGAGUUGUCAAUGAAGGUCAUCACUGGAUGCUGGUGGUGAUCAAACCUGGAGAAAAGAGAAGCUUGUUUCUCGAUCCACUUGGUGAAAGCAAAAGGAGAGUCACACAAUGCCAGGACAUUUCAAGGUUUUUCAUGAGACACAAAGGGCUUAAUGCAUCAAGAUGGGCAUGUGACACACUGCCUCAUCCUAUUCAACAGGAUGCAACUUCAUGUGGUGCCUACGUUUUGAAGUUUGCAGAGUGCAUCUUAAAAGAUGUUCCAGUAGAGUUUGAUAACUCUGCUUCAAGUAUUGCAAGUCUGAGACAACAGAUUGCAAUAUGUCUUCUUGAGAAUACAGAUGACCUGACUGACCUAUGCCACUAUUGUGGGAACCACGAUGGUGACACCGAAUGGAUUGGCUGUGACAUUUGCCCACGGUGGUACCACAGGAGCUGUGCAAAGAAGCCCCGCAAGAGCACAGAAAGCAAAUUUGUCUGCGAAGCAUGCUGGUCAGACAGUUAGUUUCUCUGGCAAUUUUUCUAAGGCUUAGAAAUGUGUGUUUUGUAUCGUUGUCUCCAAUAAUAUUAAUUAGUUGUUUAUUUAUUUAUUCAUUCAUUCAUUUAUGUUUGUGUUGCUGUGUGUGCUUCAGUAUUGUUAACAACAUUAAAAUUCAGCUUUGAUUUGAAUUCGUUUGUAGGAUUAUUCAAUUAUCUCCUGUUUCCUAACAUGUUAACAUUAUAGUUACUGUGGGCAAAGAAUUAAUAUAUAUGUUGUUUCAUGGUUUACUGGUGUUCAGCUUCCGCUAUACCCCGUUUCUGCUAUAUUUGUUAGUUUUUUUCUACUGGUGGUUUCUUCUUGAAUUGGAUGUUAUUGUUAAUGUUUUUUGGUUUUCGUUUCAAUUAAUAAGUGCAGUAUUAGAAUGACAUUUUUUUGUCUUUGGUUUUCUGUUUCAUAUUACUUAUUGUUGAUACUUUAUUUAUGCAGAUCUCACAGCUGUUUCCAUUUGGCCAUUAUCCUUUUUUGGUGUUAUAUUUGAAAUUUGACAUUUUAUG